AUAUAAAAAUUGCUAAAUACAGAAACAGUAUAUCUUGGAAGUUUGGCUUUGAAAUAAUACGGAAAUAAUUAAAGCUAGUUUAAUGUGAAAGAAAAAUAAUCGAACCUUAUUCUUUUCCUAAUACUACGAUUGAUUAUUUUAUAAUAAUUACAAUGAGCAAGGAUACUGAAAAUAUAUCGUCGGAUACUGCUCAAGUUAGCUCUUUACCAUUGCCUCCUAUGCAAUAUAUUAAUUUUUAUACAGAUGAAAAUGUUCGUAGAAAUAGAGCACCAUUGCCACCACGUCCCAUACAUGAUUCAUAUUCUAUGUUUGGACACCCUUUUAACGCGGAUGAUACAAUAAUUAGAUCUCUGGAAAGCCAGGGCUUUCGUCGGCUAUAUCCUGUUCAUUUUGAAAGAAGAAGAGAAUUAAAAAAAUUGAAUCAUUCCCUAUUGGUCAACUUUCUAGAUCUUUUAGACCUAUUGGUGCAUUGUCCAGAUUCCCCUAAAAGGGCCGAGAAAGUGGAAGAUCUCAGUUUGCUUUUUAUACACAUUCAUCAUUUACUUAAUGAAUUCAGACCUCAUCAGGCUCGAGAAACUUUGAGGGUAAUGAUGGAACUACAGAAGCGACAACGUGUUGAAACUGCUACGAGAUUUAAGAAACAUCUAGAUAAAGUUCAAGAUAUACUACAGAACGCUCUCCAAAGUUUACCUGACCAAAAUGAGCUAGAUUCCAAUUUUAAAGUGCCUAUUGAAAUAUUGGAGCAGAUGGAAUGCAGUCCUAGUGACAGCAGUAAUGUUGAUCCUUGCUAUGAACUUGAUAGAAUUAUGUGUAAUGUUAUUGACAAUAUGAGAUAAAUCCUUUAUUUUAAUGUGGUGCUUAAAUUUAAUAAACAUUUUUACAUAAGACCAUAGAUUUAUAUUACCAACUUGGGUAAAUUACAAAAAUAAACGGAUAUGUGCUGUUCCCACGCGUUCGCAGCGAAACCGACAAAAACCGGCCAAGUGCAAGUCUACCAUAAUUUAUACAACAUCGGAAGAAAGAAAAAAAAUUUUCACUAACCAUUAUUUAUACGCAAUAAAU
This is a messenger RNA of Chilo suppressalis (striped riceborer), 1062 nucleotides long. NCBI's taxonomy places the organism in Eukaryota, Metazoa, Arthropoda, Insecta, Lepidoptera, Crambidae. The record is from the annotation of a GenBank genome assembly.